CUAGGUUCUUUGCGGUCGACGCGACAACACGACCAUCAUCAUGCCGCCCAGCAUCGUGGACAUUAUCGCCAAGAAGAGGGACGCUCAGCAACUCUCCAAGGAGGAAGUGGAGGCGUUCGUUGCCAUGGUCACAGACGGCACCGCGCAGGACUGUCAAAUUGGAGCGAUGUUGAUGGCCAUUUAUUUAAACGACAUGACUGAAGAAGAAACCACACACUUGACCAGAGCUUGCGUGAAUUCCGGGGAAGUGUUAGAAUGGUGCAAAUCGUGGCCCUUGGUCGACAAGCACAGCACCGGCGGCGUCGGCGACAAGGUUUCCAUCCCGAUGGCACCCGCCCUGGCCGCCUGCAGACUCAAAGUGCCCAUGGUGUCGGGCAGGGGCCUCGACUUCACCGGCGGCACCCUCGACAAACUCGAGUCGAUCACAGGUUUCAAAGUUGCUCUGAGCAAGGAAGAAAUGGAAGGUGCGCUGAUCAAGGCCGGCUGCUUCAUCGCAGGGCAAACCGAGAAACUCGUGCCGGCGGACCGCGAGCUGUACAAACGGCGCGACGUUACGGGAACCGUCGGAUCUGAUGCUCUCGUUGUCGCUUCGAUAAUUUCGAAGAAAGUGGCGGCUGGAGCCUCGGCUCUCGUCAUGGACGUCAAGGUUGGCCGCGCCGCCGUCUUCAAAAGUGAAGAGCGAGCGGUGCAAGUGUCCAAAAAAUUGAUUGGGACUGCAAACAAGCUGGGAUUGAAGACAAAAGCAGUUUUGACGGCGAUGGACGUUCCUAUUGGAAAUUCGGUUGGAAACGCACUCGAAAUCGCCGAGUCGAUCGAGUGUCUGCGCGGAGGAGGACCAGAAGAUUUGCGCACUUUGGUGCUCACACUCAGUGGAGUUCUGCUCCACAUGCACGGAGUGGCAGACACAGUGGAGGAAGGGCAGCAACAGGUGGCCAACGCUUUGUCUUCAGGGAAAGGUCUAGAAAAAUUCAAGGAGAUGCUCGAGUGCCAAGGCGUGGACUCUGCGGUGGCCAACGAGGUUUGCUUUGGGGACAUGUGGAAAGUGUUGCCAAAGGCGCAAUUCACCACUGAUUUAACAGUUGACGCAGACGGUUUUGUUGGAGAUUUGGACGCAUUGGAAAUUGCACGCGUUUGUCGGGAGCUGGGCGCCGGCCGGAGCAGAGCGGACCAACAGCUCGACCUCUCAGUCGGAGUGACCCUUCUGAAAAGCGUGGGCGACCAAGUAAAACGCGGCGAACACUGGCUUCGAGUGCAUCACUCGAAACAAGAGCUGGACCAAGCGCUGAAAGAGAGGCUGCAAAAGUGCAUCAGCACAAUUGCGGCCAAGCCGUUGCUCAAGUCGAGAAUAAUCAAAAUCAUGGAAUGAUUUUAAAAUAAAAUGCCGAGUUUCCAUAAA
Cloeon dipterum is the source of this 1396-nucleotide messenger RNA. Its product is annotated as thymidine phosphorylase-like. Gene Ontology annotation, cellular component: cytosol. Gene Ontology annotation, molecular function: 1,4-alpha-oligoglucan phosphorylase activity; pyrimidine-nucleoside phosphorylase activity. The transcript is spliced from 8 exons. Gene Ontology annotation, biological process: pyrimidine nucleoside metabolic process; pyrimidine nucleobase metabolic process. NCBI's taxonomy places the organism in Eukaryota, Metazoa, Arthropoda, Insecta, Ephemeroptera, Baetidae. Bases 41 to 1366 code for a protein of 441 amino acids. The record is from RefSeq and is a predicted model, not a curated record.